AUGCUUCAGUUGGAGCAAAAAUGGAGAAGCCAACUACCUACACAGAGUGGCGACUCGAAGAGAACCAAUGUUAGUGCAACGGGAGCAUACUCAUCCUCAUCAAACCCAGAAAUACCGUUGGCUGACGAACCCGGUGUGGACUCUCCCGUUCACCCACAAGGAUCAAAGAAGAGCAAGCAAAAAGGUAAGGGAAAAGCACAAAUGUCUGAAGAUUUUAGCGAAAAGAAAUCAUCGGUUGUUAAAAAAUUAUCUCUCAUGGAAGAUAUUAAGAAUGUUAGAGAAAAGAAACUAAUAGAUAGGGAAAAAGAAAGAGAAAAGGAGAGGGAACAUAGAGCAAAGAUUAUGGCAAUAAAAAAGAAUGAGUUACAAAUUCAAGCCACAAUAAAAGAACAAGAAUUACAAACUCAGAGGUAUAUUAAAGAAAUGGAGAUAAAUGCAAAAGAAAGGAAAAUGGAAAGGAUGGCCAAGGAAAGGGAAAGGGAAAUGGAUAUGCAAAUACUUAAUGCUGACACGUCUACAAUGAGUGAAAAAUGA
Molecule: messenger RNA, 534 nt
Organism: Arachis stenosperma
Lineage: Eukaryota; Viridiplantae; Streptophyta; Magnoliopsida; Fabales; Fabaceae
Exons: 1
Coding region: 1-534 (177 amino acids)
Source: RefSeq, a predicted model, not a curated record